Molecule: messenger RNA, 224 nt
Organism: Dentiscutata erythropus
Lineage: Eukaryota; Fungi; Glomeromycota; Glomeromycetes; Diversisporales; Gigasporaceae
Source: the annotation of a GenBank genome assembly
AAACUCCAUUCGACAUAUUGCAUAAUGCAAACACAUCCACCAGAAGACAUCGCCGUAACCGUACCCACCACCAACUUACGAAGUGCCACCAAUUCUAAAGUUCCUAGUAGAAGGGAUGAGAAUAGUAAUCGAGAUAAUGUAAAUAGUGCCAUUGGACAUAGCUUAGCUAAUGUAAAUAAUGUGUGUGGAGAUUUAAGUAAUGUGACUUACUCAUCUUCAUCUGA